GUCUAAAUUUGGUUACUCUCAACUUCGAUGUCUGCUGGGCCCUUGACACCGUCCAGGAAACGGUCCAAGUGGGACGAUGGAGACGAUGAGCAAGCUGAAGAUUUUCAGUCACAUCCACGGUCAAAGCGUCGCGUAAAGUCCACGGUGGCCCCCCGGUUGUCACCAAGUCCACCACCCAUCGUGGUCGCUCGUCCAACAAGACCGUCACACAGCGUCUACGUACCCCCGCGAACUCAACACCCUUCCAUACUUCCUUCAAGGUCCGUCUACUGCUAUGAGCGCCUUAAUCAAAUAGAAGAAGGGUCAUACGGGGUCGUCUUUCGGGCCAGAGACAAACAGACCGGAGACAUCGUCGCAUUGAAAAAGUUGAAGCUAGACGAAGAAAAGAACGGAUUCCCGAUAACAGCACUCAGAGAAGUCAACGCAUUGAUGGCUUGUCAUCAUGAGAAUGUUGUCCGCGUUCGCGAGGUCGUUGUUGGAGACACACUGACACAAGUUUUUGUCGUGAUGGACUUCAUCGAGCAUGAUUUGAAAUCUCUUCUCACCUUGAUGCCUGCACCCUUCCUCCAAUCCGAGAUCAAGACGCUCAUGCUCCAGUUAUUAUCUGCUGUGGAUCAUUGCCAUUCGAAUUGGAUACUUCACCGCGACCUGAAAACGAGUAAUCUCCUCAUGAACAAUCGAGGGACAAUUAAAGUAGCCGACUUUGGUUUGGCACGGCGGUACGGUGACCCUGUUGGGGUCGGUGGACUGACGCAGCUAGUGGUCACUCUUUGGUAUCGCGCCCCUGAAAUCCUGCUCGGUGCAACGUCGUAUUCCACUGCUGUGGACAUGUGGUCUGUAGGAUGUAUCUUUGCUGAACUCCUGCUCAAAGAGCCCUUGUUCCAAGCGAAAUCAGAGAUGGAGCUUCUUUCAAUGAUUUUUAAACUUCUUGGACCGCCCACUCAUAAUUCCUGGCCGGAAUAUUUUUCUCUCCCGCUGGCCAAGGCAAUCAGUUUGCCUUCCCCUCAGCCACCACAAUUUCGACAGAAAUUUCAGUAUCUGACCUCGGCUGGCCUUGAUCUACUGAUGUCUCUCUUAUUAUAUGACCCGGAACGGAGAAUAACGGCUUCAGAGGCACUUGACCAUCCUUAUUUCAAAGAAUCCCCGCUGCCAAAACAUCCCGACCUUUUUGGUUCAUUUCCAUCUGCAGCUGCUGGCGAAAAGAAACAGAAAUUGUUCAGCAGCCCUUCUGCACCAGUGCGAGCCGCAAAUAAUAAGUUUUCGAUGGAAUUCGAUAUCGCGUAGGCUUAGCUAGUCCCAACUAGUAUAUAGCUGUAACCAGGACUAGGACUACAUCAUAACUACAUUUAGAAGUGUACUACUGCAAGGGAGGGAUGUUGUCGGGAAAAUUGUUCUUCAACAUUUCACGCAUCUUCUGGAACCGUGAACGUGUCUGGCCUCAUCUCCCCACACUUG
Molecule: messenger RNA, 1455 nt
Organism: Desarmillaria tabescens
Lineage: Eukaryota; Fungi; Basidiomycota; Agaricomycetes; Agaricales; Physalacriaceae
Product: Pkinase-domain-containing protein
Exons: 5
Coding region: 28-1284 (418 amino acids)
Biological process (GO): protein phosphorylation; regulation of mitotic cell cycle
Cellular component (GO): nucleus
Molecular function (GO): ATP binding; protein serine/threonine kinase activity
Source: RefSeq, a predicted model, not a curated record